Dovyalis caffra is the source of this 1080-nucleotide messenger RNA. Lineage: Eukaryota; Viridiplantae; Streptophyta; Magnoliopsida; Malpighiales; Salicaceae. The record is from the annotation of a GenBank genome assembly.
AUGGGAGCUCAAAAGAGCAUCCAUGCUGGCAAAGCCAAGAUUGAUGUGAAUGUUGAUUUUACUCACAAGCUGUGUGCUUCUUUGAUGCUUCCUUCUCUCAGGAACGCUGGAAGUCCUCUUUCUCUGAUAAUUGGGAGUCUUUGCAUCAAACACCCGAAUUUAUUUGGUGGAAGUGAGAAGCUUGAUGUAUCAUGGGAUAAGGGGCUCUAUGAUUCAAAUGUGUCAAUAGCUUAUAGAAGGCCAAGACCUGAAUGGCUUUGUCAAAAAUGUUUUGUUGUUCAGCAUUCUUUUUCACCUGAAAUAGGGGUCCAUGGUACACCAGUUGACAAUUUCUCUCGCACGGGGAGUGGAGGUGUAAAUUUGUCUCGAUUAUCAGUUGGUUUGGAUCGAAAUGAACCUGCAAGUUCUGACUGGAGGAGCACCACCAGUAUCAAAUUUGAGCAUGUCCAAUUAGUGAACGAUGAUGGACGCUCUAUAACCAGGGAUGUUGAUGGGUUCCCAGUGACAUGCAGUGGCAGUCCCCAUGACAAUAUGGUUGUUUUGAAGCAAGAGUCUCAAUAUGCAAAGGCAAAUGAUCACAGUUUUUCUCGGUUUAGCAUGCAAAUUGAACAAGGGAUUCCUAUUCUAUCAAGGUGGCUAAUCUUCAACAAGUUCAAAUUCAUUGCAACAAAAGGAGUCAAACUCGGCCCAGCAUUUUUAUUGGCAAGCCUGACAGGUGGUUCCAUUGUAGGGGACAUGGCUCCUUACCAAUCAUUUGCAAUUGGAGGGCUUGGUAGUGUACGAGGAUAUGGUGAGGGUGCUGUUGGAUCUGGGAGAUCAUGUCUGGUUGGAAAUAGUGAAUUGACAUUUCCUCUGAAUAAGAUGCUGGAAGGUGCUGUUUUCUUGGACUGUGGAACUGAUUUGGGAUCUGGUCGUCUUGUACCUGGAAAUCCAGCAAUGAGGCAGGGCAAACCAGGAUCUGGAGUUGGGCUUGGAUAUGGGCUUCGUUUCAAGUCUCCAGUUGGUCAUUUUCAGGUUGACUAUGCCAUUAACGCCUUUCAACAAAAAACUGUCUAUUUUGGCGUCAGCAACUUCAUAUGA